Molecule: messenger RNA, 1283 nt
Organism: Ruditapes philippinarum (Manila clam)
Lineage: Eukaryota; Metazoa; Mollusca; Bivalvia; Venerida; Veneridae
Product: C-type lectin 9a-like
Exons: 5
Coding region: 313-1068 (251 amino acids)
Biological process (GO): receptor-mediated endocytosis
Cellular component (GO): cell surface; membrane
Source: RefSeq, a predicted model, not a curated record
AAAAGAGUAUCGACCAUACAUUCAUGGAAUGAUAUUAAGACAUUGGGAUAUUGUGACUGAAGGCAACAUAAAACAUUGUAAAUAAAAUUCUAGAUUGACAUUCGACCGUAAUCUUACAAUCUUCAAAUUUGUUUCUUGGCUCCUGAAAAACAAGUUUAUUGAGUUUUCCCCCAGAAGAUAUUACAGAUUUAUGACGCGAGAUGAGUCGAUAGUGUGUGAUUAGAUGUUACUGAACCGAAAACGGAAAAAAAUAAACGCAGAAGAAAUCGUAAGUCGUGGUAUGAGAACAUGUUGUGAAUAAAAUGAUGAAUUAUGGAGUUUAGAUAUUGUUUGGUUUGGAUGGUUGCUGUAGGGCUGUCAAAGUCUUGGACAAAAGGAAAUCUCGGACCCGAAGGAUGUGAAGAUGGUUGGCACCAUUUCAAGGACUUUUGCUACUUGGCUGUGGACGCGCAUAUUCACUUUGAUUCGGCCAAAGCUAUAUGUUUGCUCAAAGGAAGCACAUUGACGUCACUGUGGGGACAAGAUGAGAUAGCCUUUGUUACACGUCUGCUGCAAAAUUUACAUGUUAUCAGUCCGUACACAUGGAUUGGUACGGGUGUUGUUAGAAACAAGUGGGUGUGGCUAGACGGAUCUGGAAGUCUGGAGACUUUAUUUGAAGAUACGUCAUUACCGGAAGUAUCUAAAGAAAUGUGUGGUUAUUUAACAGUUGAUGGUUUGUUAAAGUUUAUGGACUGUGAUUAUACAACGCCGGUGUUCAUCUGCAAGAAACCUCUCGACAUGAUUUAUGUACCAAGUUCAGUGAACAUCACCAAAAGCGGCAUAACUCUUCCUGCCAAAGACCCGGAUGAAAUCAUUUUUGAGCGUCUAUGGCCGCCAUUUUUAGAUCGAGUAAUUUUGAAUAUGACGUCAUCGAAUUACAUAGCGACGAUAGAAGUUGCGCAAGCAACCGACUGCGCAUACCGCUGUUACAAUAUAGACGAAUGUCGAGCUUUUGCAGUCACGUGUAAAUCGGCUAAAAGAUGUGGCAUACGCUACUGCAUUCUCCUGGCAGGGCUCGAUGUAAGAUGAGUAAAUACAGAAAAGGCAGACGAAACUUCCGUCCAAAAUGUUAUCAGAACAAUGCACAACCCUCGACCGAUCCAAUAUAAUUAUUAUUGGUUUUGUGCCCUAACUUGGUUUCUUAAAACCGUACAAAUUCCUCUAUACAUAGUUUGUUGCAUCAUAUGCUAUCUUUUUCAUUCCAUCUGAGAUUUGUUUUUUUUUUUACUAAUGCACAUUGUAUA